Molecule: messenger RNA, 4176 nt
Organism: Nycticebus coucang (slow loris)
Lineage: Eukaryota; Metazoa; Chordata; Mammalia; Primates; Lorisidae
Gene: ARHGAP44
Product: Rho GTPase activating protein 44
Exons: 21
Coding region: 340-2790 (816 amino acids)
Biological process (GO): regulation of actin cytoskeleton organization; neurotransmitter receptor transport, endosome to postsynaptic membrane; signal transduction
Cellular component (GO): leading edge membrane; intracellular anatomical structure; cytoplasm
Molecular function (GO): protein binding; GTPase activator activity
Source: RefSeq, a predicted model, not a curated record
GCCAGCCAGCCUGCGGAGACUCCCGGUGCCCGCGGCGGACUGGGGCUGGGGGCGGACAGCCCGCGCGGACCGGCCGGGCGCCAGGGCGGUCCCGGGAUCGCGAUGAGGGCGCCGCGGCGCGCGUGAGGGGGAUGCGGCAAGAGGCGGCGCGUCGGGAGGAGGAGUAGGCGGUGGUGCCCUCGGGAGGGAGCUGCGCGCGGGCCAGACGGCUCCCGGAGGCUCCGCAGUGCCGCCGCCGUCGCCCGGGAGGCUCCGCGCGGGAGCCAUGUAACCCUGCGGCGGGCUCCGGGCUGCUCCGUCCUUCCCCAGCUCCCGGGCUAGCGCGGCAGCGGGGCCACGAUGAAGAAGCAGUUCAAUCGCAUGCGCCAGCUGGCCAACCAGACGGUGGGCAGGGCUGAAAAGACUGAAGUUCUGAGUGAAGACCUUCUUCAGGUGGAGAAGCGUCUCGAGCUGGUGAAGCAGGUGUCCCACAGCACGCACAAGAAGCUGACCGUGUGUCUGCAGGGGCAGCAAGGGGCAGAAGCCGACAAGCGCUCCAAAAAGUUGCCUCUGACCACACUGGCUCAGUGUCUGAUGGAGGGGUCAGCUAUCUUGGGAGAUGACACCCUUCUUGGGAAGAUGCUGAAACUCUGCGGAGAGACAGAGGACAAGCUGGCCCAGGAGCUGAUACAUUUUGAAUUGCAAGUAGAGAGGGAUGUGAUUGAGCCCCUGUUUCUGCUGGCAGAGGUGGAAAUCCCCAACAUUCAAAAGCAGAGGAAACACUUAGCCAAGUUGGUGCUGGACAUGGACUCUUCCCGAACCAGGUGGCAGCAGACUUCCAAGUCUUCAGGUUUGUCAAGCAGCUUACAGCCUGCGGGUGCCAAAGCUGAUGCCCUCAGGGAAGAAAUGGAGGAGGCUGCCAACAGAGUGGAGAUUUGCAGGGACCAGCUGUCUGCUGACAUGUACAGUUUUGUGGCCAAAGAAAUUGACUAUGCAAACUACUUUCAAACGCUGAUCGAAGUGCAAGCUGAGUACCACAGGAAGUCACUGACCCUCCUGCAGGCUGUGCUGCCUCAGAUCAAAGCACAACAGGAGGCCUGGGUGGAGAAACCCUCCUUCGGGAAGCCCCUGGAGGAGCACCUCACCAUCAGCGGCCGGGAGAUCGCCUUCCCCAUCGAGGCGUGUGUGACGAUGCUCCUCGAGUGUGGGAUGCAGGAGGAGGGACUCUUCCGAGUAGCCCCCUCUGCCUCCAAGCUGAAGAAGCUGAAAGCUGCCCUGGACUGCUGCGUGGUGGACGUGCAGGAGUACUCGGCAGACCCCCAUGCGAUCGCAGGAGCUUUGAAAUCUUACCUCCGAGAGUUGCCAGAACCUCUUAUGACCUUUGAACUCUAUGACGAGUGGAUCCAGGCCUCCAAUAUCCAGGAGCAAGAUAAAAAGCUUCAGGCUCUCUGGAACGCUUGUGAAAAAUUGCCGAAGGCCAAUCAUAACAACAUCCGAUACUUGAUCAAAUUUUUAUCCAAGCUGUCAGAAUAUCAAGAUGUAAACAAGAUGACCCCUAGUAAUAUGGCAAUUGUUUUAGGACCCAACCUCCUGUGGCCACAGGCAGAAGGGAACAUCACGGAGAUGAUGACCACAGUGUCCCUGCAGAUCGUCGGGAUCGUGGAGCCCAUCAUCCAGCACGCAGACUGGUUCUUCCCUGGGGAGAUAGAGUUCAACAUUACAGGCAAUUAUGGGAGUCCAGUACACGUGAACCAUAAUGCCAACUACAGCUCAAUGCCCUCCCCAGACAUGGACCCUGCUGACCGGCGCCAGCCCGAGCAGGCCCGCCGGCCCCUCAGCGUCGCCACAGAUAACAUGAUGCUGGAGUUUUACAAAAAGGAUGGCCUUAGGAAAAUCCAAAGCAUGGGUGUGAGGGUCAUGGACACCUCUUGGGUGGCUCGAAGAGGCUCCUCUGCUGGUCGGAAAGCGACAUGCGCCCCGCCCUCCAUGCAGCCGCCCGCCCCGCCCACAGAGCUCAACGCGCCACCGCCGUCGCUGCCGUCGCCGCUGCCGGAGCAGCCCCUGGACAGCCCCGCGCCACCGCCCGCGCUCUCUCCUUCCGGCGGGGGCCUGCAGGCGGGGCCCGAGCGCGCCAGCACAUCUAAAAGCAAGGAACUUUCUCCAGGCUCUGGGCAGAAAGGAAGUCCAGGUUCCAUCCAGGGGACAGUCUGUGCAGGGACGCAGCCAGGGGCACAGCCCAGUGCCAGCCCCAGCCAGCUACCUGCAGACCAGAGUCCUCACACACUUCGGAAAGUAUCAAAGAAGCUGGCACCAAUUCCACCUAAGGCCCCCUUUGGCCAGCCGGGGGCUGUGGCUGACCAGUGCACGGGCCAGCCGUCCCCAGUCAGCCUGUCUCCCACCCCCCCAAGCACCCCAUCACCCUACGGACUGAGCUACCCCCAGGGGUACUCCUUGGCCUCAGGCCAGCUCUCCCCAGCUGCAGCCCCUCCCCUGGCCUCUCCUUCUGUCUUUACAAGCACUUUGACCAAAUCACGGCCCACUCCCAAGCCCCGACAGAGACCCACCCUGCCGCCUCCUCAGCCUCCCACGGUCAGCCUGUCAGCCUCUAGUCCCCAGUCUGUGGAGCCCCCCACGCUGGAUGGCAUGUCCCCCGGGGAGAGCAUGUCUACAGAUCUCGUCCACUUCGACAUCCCUUCAAUCCACAUAGAGCUGGGGUCGACACUCCGCCUGAGUCCCCGGGAGCGUGCACCACGACACUCAGUGACUGACAAGAGGGAUGAGGAGGAAGAAUCCGAGAGCACUGCCCUCUGACGUGCACCCGCCCAUCCAGCACCCUGUACAUAUACACGUGGGCCCGACACGCCAGGAGCAGUGUCCCCAGCUUGCCAAGUGUUCUCCAUUGGCUCUUUCCUGUCACUACCAACGCGGUGUUGGAGUUUGGCAGGAAAUUAUGAUCUCCGGUCUGUGGCGAUGCUGGUGGUGCAGAUUUUGUCUUUUCCUUUCGGGUGGUGACUUCGGCCUUUUGUUUGCCUUUUGACUUUGUGCCUAUUUUGAUCCACUUUCAGCUCCCACGCCAAGCAGCAUCUAUCUGCCUCUCCACCCAAAGGCUCGUCACUGUUGUCUGGAGGGUGGGGUGGUGCAAGAGAGGGAUGAGUUGCCUGGUUAGAUCAGAGGGCUGCUACGAUGUUCCUCCUACAGCUAACGUCAGGUCCUGCAGAUGUCUGCGUGUGGCUACAGGAAGGGAAGAGGACAGCAGGGACCUCUCUCCCUGACAGCUGGACUAGGCCUGGGGUUCUGGCAGUCCUAGGGCAACUGACCUUGACCAGCCCCCUUAAGAGGACGACUUACCACUGUAAAAACGUUCUAGGCACCCCCCUCUUCGGUGGGCUCCAAAGUAAAUGGCUUAAAAGUUUGUUUCACUUCCUAAACAGUUCUCUUUCCCCACCAUGUGGCUGAAAGCUGCCAUUACUCCCUGUCACUUUAUACUUUCCAGGGUAGGACAUGACCAUGCUGUUAUCUUGAAGGCAGCCCCCAUGCCUCCCAAAAUAUUAGCUGAGAGCAGUCCACCCCUCGGGGCACCUAGAGGCACCCAGCUCGUGAGUAUAUGAUAUCCUGGAGCCCUCUUUUCAUUCCGAAGGUUACAACUGAAUAGCAAUAAUUCUGUUACCCAAAGCAUGUAGGGGAACAUGAGACCAGCCACGGAGACGCAGGCCCCCGCGUGUGGCCUGCUUUGUCACUGGCCUCUGCCACCCAUCCCUCUCAUGAGUCCUACCCACCCCCAGACAAAGGCCAGGAUGGCACUGGGGAAUAAGGAAGUGAGACAAGAUUUGGGCCAUGCAUGCAAAGUCAAAGUUCAAAAUUUUAUCCUUUUAAAAUAGAUAUAAUAUACCUAUACAUGAUAUAAUAUUUGUAUAUAUGAAAUCUAUAUUUGUUUAAUUUGAGCCAUUCAGUCUAAACCAAUGUACAGGUGUACAAUGAAAAAUUUAAAUGCUUAGUUUUUUCCCAACAGUGUAAAGCCACCCUUCUCUGAGUGAGAUUUGCAGACUUUUGAUGUUACGGCUUUUCGCACUUCCUGGCAAGGGCAGGUCAAUCCUCAAUUUGUAAUGGAGUGGGGGAGGGGGGUUGAAAGUUACCUUUAAAUACAUGUACAAAUUAUUGUCAAAAGUAAUGUUAUUAAAAUAGAUUUAUUAUCCCUGA